Vigna radiata var. radiata (mung bean) is the source of this 2030-nucleotide messenger RNA. RefSeq names its product lysosomal Pro-X carboxypeptidase. Lineage: Eukaryota; Viridiplantae; Streptophyta; Magnoliopsida; Fabales; Fabaceae. The record is from RefSeq and is a predicted model, not a curated record. Gene Ontology annotation, molecular function: dipeptidyl-peptidase activity; serine-type exopeptidase activity. Gene Ontology annotation, biological process: proteolysis. The transcript has 9 exons. Bases 47 to 1561 code for a protein of 504 amino acids.
AAAUCAUUGUAGUCAAACCAGGAUAUAGUCCGAAACUCAUUUAGCCAUGGGAAGCAUUUUGCACACAUUUCAAUGGCUUUUAUUGUUCAUGCUGACUAUUUCAGUUAAUGUGUAUGCUUUCAAAAUUCCAAGGUUAGGAGCAUGGCGGAGAAGCAAGGAGAUAAGUUAUUCUUCAUCAAACUUAUCAGAUGAUCUCAAAACAUAUUACUAUACCCAAAGGCUCGAUCACUUCAACUACAGACCUGACAGCUACCAUACUUUCCAGCAAAGAUAUGUCAUCGAUUUCAAGUACUGGGGUGGAGCAAAAUCAAAUGCACCCAUUUUUGCAUUCUUUGGUGCAGAAGCACCACUUGAUGGUGAUGUAUCCGCUGUUGGCUUUCCCAGAGACAUAGCUCCUCAGUUCAGAGCUCUUAUUGUUUACAUUGAGCAUAGGUACUAUGGGAAAUCAAUACCAUUUGGGUCAAGGGAAGAAGCUAUGAGAAAUGCAACCACUCUCGGCUACUUUAACUCAGCCCAAGCAAUAGCAGAUUAUGCUGCUGUGCUUCUACACAUCAAGAAAACUUUGUCUGCUCAGAAUUCUCCCAUUAUUGUUAUGGGAGGCUCUUAUGGUGGAAUGCUUGCAUCAUGGUUUCGCCUAAAGUAUCCCCACGUUGCUCUUGGUGCUCUUGCUUCGUCAGCACCUAUUCUUUACUUCAAUGGCAUUGCCCCACAAGCUGGAUACUACUAUAUUGUGACAAAGGAUUUCAAAGAAACUAGUGAGACCUGCUACCAAACUAUAAGUAAAUCAUGGUCUGAAAUUGACAGAAUUGCUAAGAAGCCUAAUGGUCUUUCAAUUCUGAGCAAGAGAUUUAAAACUUGCAAGAAAUUGAACAAAAGUUUUGAACUGAAGGACUACUUAGACUCGUUUUACACUGACGCGGCUCAGUACGAUUUCCCUUCUGAAAACUCAGUUAAGGUUAUAUGCAGUGCAAUUGAUGCAGCUGCUAAGAAAACCGACAUUCUUGGCCAAAUAUUUGAAGGUGUUGUUGCUCUUAUGCGACAUAGUUCAUGUUAUGACAUGAAUGAAUUUAAUCGUCCAACUGAAACUUACAUAGGUUGGAGAUGGCAGACAUGCAGUGAGAUGGUUAUGCCAAUAGGUCAUGAAAGGAAUGAUUCAAUGUUCCCACCAGCACCUUUCAACAUGAAGAAAUUUGUUCAUGAGUGUAGUAGCUUAUAUGGUGUUCUUCCUCAGCCUCAUUGGGUCACCACAUAUUAUGGGGGUUAUGAUUUGAAACUGAUUCUCCACAGGUUUGGCAGCAACAUCAUAUUCUCCAAUGGAUUGCGUGAUCCUUACAGCUCUGGCGGGGUGUUGGAGAAUAUUUCAAAUAGUGUGGUUGCUGUUACCACCGUAAAUGGGAGUCAUUGCCUUGACAUACAAUCAAAAACAGAAAAGGAUCCAGAAUGGUUGGUGAGGCAGAGAAAGGAGGAAGUGAAAAUAAUGAAAGGUUGGAUUACAGAGUACGAAGCUGAUCUAAUAGCAUUCAGUAAACAAAACAAAGCACCAACACCGAAAAAAGGCUAAUUGCUCCACCAACAUAUAUAUUCUUAAUGAAGGCAUUAUGGUGCUAAAGAUCAACCCACGAAGUAAAAUAUUAGUGUGGGUUAGUAAUGGAUUGAAAUUAAUUAAUAAAUAAAGAAAUAGAUUAUUAUAAUGCAUAAGGAUUUGAACUUGGUUUUCUUACGCGGAAUGCACCUGAAAAAGCGUUUAGGGAAACAUAACGCAAUCAUGCUUCCUCGCAGCAAGCACGCACCAAUCAAGCCACCUCUUCUCUACGCCAUUUUUAUCUCUCUCUCUCUCUCUCUCUCUCUCUCUCUCUCUGUAAGGGACAUACACGUAUUAAUAGAAUAAAAUGGCAAUGUUUUACUUGCAAAACUAAGAUAUUUAUUGUGUAAUUCUUUUUAUAUUUUCUUGAAGAAGGAAGGACUCAAUUUGUUACAUAGGAUAUACGCGUGUAACUAGCACUAAACUUAUUAUUAAAAUUUAGGUUUAA